Molecule: messenger RNA, 4151 nt
Organism: Haplochromis burtoni (Burton's mouthbrooder)
Lineage: Eukaryota; Metazoa; Chordata; Actinopteri; Cichliformes; Cichlidae
Product: NACHT, LRR and PYD domains-containing protein 12
Exons: 11
Coding region: 16-3243 (1075 amino acids)
Molecular function (GO): protein binding
Source: RefSeq, a predicted model, not a curated record
GAUCCAGAGAUUAAAAUGGCCAAUUUAGUUCAUGCUGUUGAUGCAAAUGAAUACAAGAGUGCAUCAAUCAGGGACAUCAAGAAGGCCUACAGAAAGCUGGCUUUGCAGUUACACCCCGACAGAAACCAAGACGACCCGCAAGCCCUGGACAAGUUCGCAGACUUGGGGGCAGCCUAUGAGGUCCUCUCAGAUAAGGAGAAAAGGAAACAGUAUGACAUGUAUGGAGAGUACAGGCUCAAAGAGGGUCACCACAGCUCUCACAGCGAUAUCUUCUCCAGUUUCUUUGGUGAUUUUGGGUUCAUGUUUGGUGGCAACCGACAGCAACAGGACAGGAAUAUUCCCAGAGGAAAUGACAUAAUACUGGACCAGGAGGUUACACUGGAAGAAGUGUGCUCUUCCGAUCACCAACAUGAGGUGAUGCAGCUGGAGACAGCUUCCAAGAUGGACGCCCUCCAUGACACUCCAAUCAGGUGCCAGGACAUCUUUAAAGCCUUACCUGACCAACAGAGACCCAUCAGAGUGGUUCUGACCAACGGCGUGGCUGGUGUUGGAAAAACCUUCUCAGUGCAGAAGUUCACUCUGGACUGGGCAGAGGGCUUGGAGAACCAACAUGUCAGUGUGGUGGUUCUGCUUUCAUUCAGGGAGCUGAACCUGAUCAGAGAUGAGCAGUACAGUCUUCUGGAGCUGCUCCAUGUUUUCCAUCCAACAUUACAGAAGGUCACAGCAGAGAAGCUGGCUGUCUCUCAGCUUUUGUUCAUCUUUGACGGCCUGGAUGAAAGCAGACUUUCAUUGGAUUUCACCAACAGGAAGCUGCUGUCUGAUGUCACACAGAAGUCAUCAGUCAGCCAGCUGCUGACAAACCUCAUCCAGGGGAAUCUGCUUCCCUCGGCUCUCGUCUGGAUAACUUCCCGACCUGCAGCAGCCAAUCAGAUCCCUCCUACAUGUGUUGACAGGCUAACAGAAGUACGAGGCUUCACUGACGCCCAGAAGGAGGAGUACUUCAGGAGGAGAUUCAGUGAUGAAGAGCUGUCCAGCAGAAUCAUCUCCCACAUGAAGACAUCCAGGAGCCUCCACAUCAUGUGUAGAAUCCCAGUCUUCUGCUGGAUCACUGCUACAGUUCUGGAGCACAUGUUGACUACAGAGCAGAGAGGAGAGCUGCCCAAGACCCUGACUGACAUGUACUCACACUUCUUGUUGGUUCAGAUGAAGAAGGGGAACAAACAUGUGGGGGGACAUGAAACAAGUGAGAUGGCUGAAAGGAAAUUUCUUCUGAAACUGGGGAGGCUGGCAUUUAAACAUCUGGAAAAAGGAAACACCUUCUUCUACCAAGAAGACCUAGAUCAGUGUGGUCUGGAUGCUACAGAGGCCUUGUUGCACACAGAAGUUUAUACGGAGAUCUUUAAAAGAGAGCAAGGUAUCUUACAGAAACCAGUCUACUGCUUUAUUCAUCAGAGUAUUCAGGAGUUUCUGGCUGCAGUCUACAUUUUCUACUGUUGCAACAACAGGAAUACAGAAAGAACAGGAAGACUGGAUGAUUGCAACUCAUCUCUAGAUGUCUUUCUAAGUGGAUUAAUGAAAAAGUUACUCCAAAGUAAAAAUACCCACCUGGACAAGUUUGUUCGCUUCCUUCAUGGCCUCACUCUGGAGUCCAACCAGAGACUCUUAGGAGAUCUGCUUGGUCAGACAGAGAACGGUCCAGAAAUUAUUCAGAGAGUCAUCAAUAAUCUGAAAGAGAUAAACCUAUUUGGACAGCCUCCUGCCAGAAGCAUCAACAUCUUCCACUGUCUGAUGGAGAUGAAGGACUUCUCAAUAUUUCAGCAAAUCCACAAGAAGCAACUUUCUUUGAUGAACUGUUCAGAUCUGACCUACAUGUUGCAGAUGUCCGAUAAUGUUCUAGAAGAGUUAGACUUGAAGAAAUAUAACACAACAGAGAUUGGUCGGCAGAGUCUGAUUCCAGCUGUGAGGAACUGCAAAAAUGCUCGACUUGCUGCCUGCGGACUGUCUAAGAUGCACUGUGAAAUUGUGGCCUCAGCUCUGAAGUCCAGUCCUUCACAUCUAAUAGAGUUGGACCUGAGCGAAAACAACUUGCGUGAUUCAGACGUGAAGCAGCUAUUUUCUUCACUGGAAAGUCCAAACUGUAGACUGGAGACUCUGAGAUUGAGUCGCUGUAAUCUGACAGAUGUAAGCUGCGAUGCUCUCAGCUCAGCUCUAACAUCCUACCCUUCUCGUCUGAAACAUCUGGACCUAAGUAGAAAUAAACUGCAGGAUUCAGGAGUAAGCCAUCUGUGUAGUUUUCUGAAGAACCCACAAUGUAAACUGGAGACUCUAAGAUUGGAUGACUGUGGUUUGUCAGAGAUAAGCUGUGCUUCUCUGGUCGCAGCUAUUAAGUCAAACCCUUCCCAUCUGAAACAUCUGGACCUGAGUUUCAUCAACAUGAAGGAUUCAGGAAUGAAGAAGCUGUGUGAUUUUCUGGAGAGUCCAGGUUGCAGACUGGAGACUCUAAGUUUGAGGGGCCACUAUUUGUCAUCAAUCAGCUGCGCUUCUCUGGGCUCAGCUCUGAGGUCCAACCCCUCCAACCUGAAACAUCUGGACCUGAGCUUCAACUACAACCCAGAGGGUGCACUAGUGAAGGAGCUAUGCGGUUUUCUGGAGAAUCAAAAGUGUAAAUUGGAGACUCUCAGAUUGAUUCGCUGCAAUUUGUCAAACGAAACCUUAACGGCUCUGGCCUCUGCUCUGAAAUCCAACCCUUCCCAUCUGAGAGACUUGCAGUUAAGAGGAAAUGACCUAUGUGAUUCAGAAUUCCACAAGUUGUGUGGUUUUCUGGAGAGUCCACAGUGUAAACUGGAGAGUCUGGGAGUGAUGGACUGCAGCUUGUCAGAGAAAAGCUGCAUUUCUCUGGUCUCAGCUGUGACGUUCAACCCCUCCCAUCUGAAACAUCUGGACCUGAGUGAGAACCAUCUGCAGGAUCAAGGGUUUCAGCAGCUGUGUAAUUACCUGGAGAAUCCAAAUUGUGAACUAGAGACUCUGAGACUAAAGGGCUGCCAUUUAUCAAUAAAUGGCGGUUCUUUGGUUUCAGCUCUGAAGGCCAACCCAUCUCAUCUGAAACAUCUGAAUCUGAGUGAAAACAACCUGGAAGAUGCAGUUGUGAACCAGCUGUUUGAUUUUGUGGAGAGUCCACACUAUAAAUUGGAAACUCUUACAGUUAUGAGUGAUCAAGAUGAUGUGGGUCCUGAGGGAGAAUGAGCUGUGCCUGAUGAUCCAGAGAUGUUGAAGCAAUAGCAGCUUGUUUGUAAAGAGGCUCUGACUUUGCCAUAUUACUGGGAAGAAGUAUUUAAUUACCGGACUUCAUCCAGUGAUGACACAUGGAAUUUAGAAUUUAGAUGUCUCAGUUAGUAAUUUAAAAUAUUUGGUUCAAAUUAUUGUGAACAGAAAUCCCAUUUAUUUUAUUUUUAACUUGGGGUUUUUUGGGGGGGGGGGUUCUUUUUUGCUUCCUGCCUUGAUAUAGAUUUACAUUUAGUUUUGUAGCAUACAGUCUUCUUAUUACUUUUAUGUAAUUCCACUUCCAUUUUUCCAUCAAAGGAUCUGUAAACAGCUAAAAUUAGGCCCACAGUUGAAUGUCCUUUUCCUGUUUCCAUAGGAAUUCCUCAGCUUGUUGUACUUGUACUUUUGCUAUUGGGUUUUGGAUAAUUUCUUGUAACAACAGGAUAAACAUGGGAUGGAAGGAAAAAAAAAACUUUAGCCUACAUAACAAAUCAACUAUGCUAUUAGGUGCCUUUUUCGCCAAGACCGUGAAUAGUUUAUCUGACAAUAAUCAUGUAUAUUGUUUGGUGCCUUCUAGAAACAAACAGGAAAAAGAAAAAACACUAAUCAUUUUUUUUAUUCUAUUUUUGUGAUAUUAAAAGUUGUCUGCAGUGUGCAUUCUAUUACAUCCUUAGUUUCUAUUGAAAAAAGGGUGUAAUUAGUGAUUACUAUGAUUAUUCUGAUAACUGCAUUUCUUAUUCCACAAUAGCGGAAAUGUUUUUCCAUUGUCAUAUUUUUCAAUUAUUAUUUUACAGGUAUUUCUUUGGCUACUUUCAUAAUGUAAAACAAAAAAGACAAUGUUCCAAGUGAACUAGGUGCUAAUUUUCAGAUGCCAGGUCUACAUCUAGAAU